GUGAACGAGCAAAAAAUAACUUUGAAGCAAGUUGAUGAGGCCGGUGAUUUAGUCCUCUAUAAGGAAAAAAAAGAAGCCGAAGAAAUUAAAAAAAAACUGAGUUUGCUUUUUCAAUUAAUUGGCAAAAAAGAAGAAAAAAAGUUCAUUUUACCAAAGCCCCCGCUCAUUACUUCUUUGUUAUUAUUUGAGGCCAAAUCCCAAUUAGCCUGGAAAAAAAAAGAAAAGACACUUAACGUUCAGGGGGCUCAUGAAUCUAUUCAUCCAACUUAUUUGGAUUAUCAUCCCGAGGAUAUUAAAAGUUCUUUAUCAGAGGAGGAAUACAAUUUAUACAAACUAAUAUACAAUCACACUUUGGCUAGUUUAAUGAGUCCAGCUCAGGUCAAUAAAAUUACUUACCGUUUUCUUAAUAAUAAUUACUAUUUUGCCACUGCGGAAAGGAUUUGUCAAUUUGCUGGAUUUUUGGCUUGCUCCCCCGAAGUUUAUUUUCCUAAUUAUAAUGUUAAGUUAGAGAGUGGAUUGGAAACAAUUUCCCAACUCGAAGCCAAAAAAAUUGAAGUUCAAGAAUAUCAGGAAAAUAAACCAGUCCGUUAUAAUGAAGGUAGUUUAGUCCAAGAAUUAGAAAAAUUGGGGAUUGGUCGUCCCUCUACCUACAACUUAUUCGGGCGAGUAUUAUUAAAAAGAGGCUAUGCCGAAUUAAACGAAAAGGGACAAUUUGUUCCUACUCCCUUAGGGAUUUCA
Ambispora leptoticha is the source of this 738-nucleotide messenger RNA. Lineage: Eukaryota; Fungi; Glomeromycota; Glomeromycetes; Archaeosporales; Ambisporaceae. The record is from the annotation of a GenBank genome assembly.